Messenger RNA from Phymastichus coffea, 900 nucleotides. RefSeq names its product acylphosphatase-2-like. The coding region runs from base 114 to 629 and encodes 171 amino acids. The transcript has 3 exons. NCBI's taxonomy places the organism in Eukaryota, Metazoa, Arthropoda, Insecta, Hymenoptera, Eulophidae. Gene Ontology annotation, molecular function: acylphosphatase activity. The record is from RefSeq and is a predicted model, not a curated record.
CCUGCGCCUAGCGCGCGCCACCCUGCUGCCGCGGCCGCGUUCGGCCCGAUUUCUCGGCGGCCGGGCCGCCCGCGGGAUCGGACUAAAUUGGCCCGCAAGCCUCGGGCACGUGAAUGCGCGUCGAUGCGCGUCGAUGCGCGUCGAUGCGCGUCGAUACGCGCGGAUCGGCAAUCGGGGGGGCAGCCGGCUAUAUUUGUUCCGACUCGCCGAAAAGCCAAUCGGCCGGGCAGCCCGCACUCGCGCCGCUCGUCCGAUCCGAUCGAGAUCAGCCGAACCCGCGAGCAGCCGCUAAGCGCACACGCACGAUCGACGACAUGGCAUCGGCCGACCCCUUGGCACUAGAGCCGCUGGUCUCCGUGGAGUUCGAGGUUUUCGGGCGAGUGCAAGCUUGCUCCUUCACGAGGUACGUGCGGGACCUGUGCCAGCAGCUCGGCAUCGUCGGUUGGGUGAAGAACACCAGGGCCGGCACGAUCCUCGGCAAGAUGCAGGGGCCGCAGGCGCUCGUCGACCAGAUGGCUAAUUGGCUGUCUACCGUUGGAAGCCCGGACAGCAACAUUCACCACUGCGAAUUCCGAGAUUUGUGCUCCGUAGCCAAGCCAGGCUACAAAGGCUUUCAAGUUCGCUUCUGACCCGACCAUCUCGACUCGAGUUCCCUUCCAUCGUCCGACCAUCUGCGAUCCUCGGCGACGACAACGCUCAUUCGACUCUGUAACUUUGUCUAUGUUCAGAACCGUCAACCAGUUUUAUUUUUAAUCGACGCCUAGCUAUGGCUGGGCUAUACGUCUAAAAACGAUAUUAUAUAUUCGGAACUCGUCAGCUUGCAUUUGUUACUUGCUUGACUUGUUCUUUUGUGAAACACCCAAUUCAUUAUUGCGUUUGACUAAUUUUACCAAUAAAUAA